CCUGCGAGGAUCGUGAACCUUGAACACCUGUGUUGCAUGUUCGCGCCAUCUUCCCGACUUUCGAGAUCGCCAGUCGUCUUCCUAUCUUCUCGUACAAAGUCUGCUGUGGUACGAUAUGUACCCUGUCUUCUCAAUCUGUAGCAUGUCCCGGCCGAGUUUCCGUGACAAGCACGUUCCAACCGUUGAAAGGAACCACCUCAAAGCCACCGAAACUAAGAACUUCCCCCUCCAUCACCCUUGAGCAUACAAUAUACGUACUGCCUGUUCCACCCAACUCAAGCAAGAAAUUAAUACGCCAUCACUGCUCGUUUUAUCGUUACUCAUACUCUCUACCCCCUUAUCUGAGGUCGACACGAUGGUGCACUAUAUUGAUGGCAAAGAUUGCAUGGUCUCGGAAUGGAUUCUCUUGGUACUUGCCUACUUGUUUGUCGGCGCACGCAUAUACGCGCGCCUGUUCCGUCUCCGUGAGAGACUAGACUGGUCCGACUACCUGCUGAUUGCCUCCGCCCUCGAUGCCUUGGGUUUGAUCAUUUGUGACACUCUCACAUUUCAAAUGGGCGUAAUGGACGAGUACGAAACGUCAGAGAAGCUAUCCAAGAUCUCAUAUUCCUCUAAUUACUUCUACGAUUUUGGAAUGGGGUUUCCCAAGCUCAGUAUGCUGGCCUUUUACUGGACCUUCUUCGACCUCAAAACUCGACCGGCGAUGCGGAAGAUACUUUGGGUCAUGGCCGUCUUUGUUGUCGCAUGCUAUCUGACUAUUCUAUUCGAUGACACGUUUUUCUGUGGCAAGGACGUUUCGGUGCAAUGGUCUCAGGAGGAGGGCGCCUGUUCCGUGUUCUAUGCCCCGGAGCCCUUCAUUCUGAACUUCACGCUAAAUCUGGCUUGUUAUUUCAUCGUUUACGCAGUACCUCUCGUCCUCCUGAUCCAAGGCGUCCUCAAGGCUUCGGCUGGUGUCAAUCUCACCUUCGUGUUGGGAGCCCUUACCAUCAUGUCAGGAGUUGUGCGCUUCAUUUGCCUCAACGUGGGUACUGGCCAAGAGAACCUUGUUUAUCCCCUCAGCAUGGUCGAGAUGGCUCUUUCUAUCAUUGUCGUCUCCCUACCCGGACUGAAGCCACUCCUAGGGUCCUCUGGCAAUGGAAAAAACAACUCUACUGCUGGCACGAACGAGACAGAACAAUACAUCGAGCAGCCGAAAGACCACUCAGUAUAAGGAUGUAUGAACAUUUGACGAAAGUUGGGAGCAUUUAAAGGAUAUCAAAACUCCAUACCAGAUUAAUAAAUAGGGAUUCUUCCUCGCAGAAUCAUGUUGAGCUUGACUUUUAUUGUAAAGAGUAAUAAUCUGAAAAGGCAUAUUGCAAGUCUCACUAUGAGUUGUCUAGAAGGUUCUAUCGUG
Dothidotthia symphoricarpi CBS 119687 is the source of this 1393-nucleotide messenger RNA. RefSeq lists its product as uncharacterized. The record is from RefSeq and is a predicted model, not a curated record. The coding region runs from base 356 to 1210 and encodes 284 amino acids. Lineage: Eukaryota; Fungi; Ascomycota; Dothideomycetes; Pleosporales; Dothidotthiaceae. The transcript is spliced from 4 exons.